Messenger RNA from Physella acuta, 1319 nucleotides. Its product is annotated as retinol dehydrogenase 7. Gene Ontology annotation, biological process: steroid metabolic process. The record is from RefSeq and is a predicted model, not a curated record. Lineage: Eukaryota; Metazoa; Mollusca; Gastropoda; Physidae. Gene Ontology annotation, molecular function: oxidoreductase activity. Gene Ontology annotation, cellular component: intracellular membrane-bounded organelle.
CACAAACCAAAGGAUUAGUGGUGGAUUUUUCUUGACAAUAUUAUUUGUAGGGAAAAGGAAAAAUAUUCUUUGGGACAAGGACCUGAAGAAAUGUUUUGGAUUCUUCCAUUCCUUGUUACCUCAUUGGCCACCUAUUACUUGCUGGACCAGCUGAUCCGAUCUAAGAAGGUCAAAGGCUACAGCACCAAAUAUGUCUACGUCACGGGGUGCGACUCCGGAUUCGGCAAGGAACUUGUUCAAUGUCUCGACAGUCUUGGGUUUAAUGUGUUUGCCGGUUGCCUGACCGAAGAAGGGAAACAAUAUUUGUCAAAGAAUUGUUCGAAUCGGGUUCUGGCUAUCCUACAUGACGUCAGUAAUGCCGAGAGUUGCCAGAUGGCACUGAAGACAGUACAAGAGAAUCUGCCACCAGACGCUGGUCUGUGGGGCUUGGUGAACAACGCCGGUAUCUCAGGCAACAUGGCGCCCAGUGAACUAUGCGACAAGGAUGAGUACCUAAAGGUGAUGGCCGUCAACCUGGUCGGUCUCAUCGACACGACGCGCGUGUUUCUGCCAUUGAUCCGGAAGGCGGGUGGUCGAGUGGUCAACAUGGCCAGCGCCGCGGGUAGAAUCGCCUUCUGCAUGCCUCCAUAUUCGGUGUCCAAGUUCGGAGUUGAGGCGUAUUCUGAUAUUUUGAGGAGAGAACUCUACGGGAGAGGUGUACGAGUUAUCCUGAUAGAGCCUGGCGCGUACAUCACCAACAUCUUCAACACUAAACGACUUCUGGGUCAGGUCAAAGCGGCUUACGAGAAGACAACCGAGGAGGUCAAGAUGACAUACGGAGAUAUUAUUGGCAAAUUUGAAGCAGGUGUUGCGACCAUUAUGAAGAGUGGGUCAGCCAACACCAGGCCAGUGAUCGACGCCUACCUGCACAGCUUGACCUCCAGCUUCCCCAGGACCAGGUACACCGUUGGCUCGGAUGCCAUGUUUACCUACAUACCUGUGUCCUACCUGCCUACUUGGAUCAGUGAUUGGCUGCUGCAAUAUGUCUAAGUGUUUAUCUACAUUCUGACAUGUAGGCAUGAUUCACAUAAGCUGACAUGUAGACCAUACAAAUUACGUAUGUUUUUAAAAAAAAAAAAAUGUACUCUACACAAAUGUUAAAGUGUAGUGAAGAGAUAUCUGUAUUAUUAACUAUAUCAUCACCCAUUCAAUAGCAGCUGCCAUCUUUUAAAGGAAAAUAAAAUUAACUAGUGUUAAUAGUUUAAAGAAAACCUCUUAUCAAGUGAUAAAGCUUAAUUUUUCAACCAUUUCAUCCACAAUUUCUUAAAAAAAAAACCAAA